Messenger RNA from Staurois parvus, 450 nucleotides. NCBI's taxonomy places the organism in Eukaryota, Metazoa, Chordata, Amphibia, Anura, Ranidae. The record is from the annotation of a GenBank genome assembly.
CAGGUCUCGUGCCCUCAGGCGGAGCGGCGGGCGCCGGACCCCCAGGCGGAGCGACAGGUCUCGGGCCCCCAGGCGGAGCGGCGGGCGCCGGACCCCCAGGUGGAGCGACAGGUCUCGGGCCCUCAGGCGGGAGCGGCGGGCGCCGGACCCCAGGUGGAGCGACAGGUCUCGGGCCCUUUUCUCGGGCCCUCAGGCGGAGCGGCGGGCGCCGGACCCCCAGGUGGAGCGACAGGUCUCGGGCCCUCAGGCGGAGCGGCGGGCGCCGGACCCCCAGGCGGUGCGACAGGUCUCGGGCCCUCAGGCGGAGCGACAGGUCUCGGGCCCCCAGGCGGGGCGGCGGGUGCCGGACCCCCAGGUGGAGCGGCGGGCGCUGGACCCCCAGGCGGAGCGACAGGUCUCGGGCCCCCAGGCGGAGCAGCGGGCACCGAGUCACCAGGCACGACAGUGGGC